UAGUGCACAUGUGGGUUUGUUUUUAUCCGUGUGUUUACUUUGACAGUUAAAUUAAACCAGCAAAUUAAACCAGGCUAGUUCGGUUCUGUGCUCAUGUCGGACCAGGACUGGGCUGCAGGGGAGAGAAGCUCUCUGAGGAUGACGCGCAGCGCGCCGGCCGGAUAAAGUGCUCGCGAUGUGGCUCGUCGCGCAUGUUCUACUGCUACAGCUGCUGUGCGUUGGUCGGGCUUGAGCCACAGGACGUGCCGAGCGUCAAGCUGCCAGUGAAGAUCGACAUCAUCAAACACCCGAAUGAAACGGACGGUAAAAGCACCGCAGUGCAGGCCAGACUGCUCGCUCCACAGGACGUCACUAUCUACACCUAUCCCUGUAUCCCGGAGCUCGAUCAGUCUGUAGAAAACAUCGUGCUGGUGUUUCCUGGUCCAGAAGCGAUGACAGUUGAGCAAUUAUGGGAAUAUUUUUGUGCUGGUGGAGAGAGUUACAGCAGUGUGACGAAAGCAAAGAGGUUAAAGGUGGAGAAACAGAGUGACACAGCUGCUGACAAGCACACCUGUCCAAUUCAAAGAGUCGUUUUCAUCGACAGCACCUGGAACCAAACCACCAGAAUCAUUACAGACGAACGUCUACAAGCUUUACCAAAUGUGGAGCUCAAGAGCAGAAGAACCUGUUUUUGGCGGCGCCAGCGAGGGUGUCCAGACACGUACCUAGCAACCAUAGAGGCCAUUUACUACUUCCUGAAGGACCUUCACAGCCACUAUUUCUCAGAGUAUAAAGGAGAAUAUGACAAUUUGCUUUUCUUCUUCUCAUUCCUGCAUAAACUCAUCAACAAAGCCAAACAGUCUGCUGGGAAAGUGUAACACGUUUAAAAAAAAAAAUGACCUCAAAUGACUAAACCACAGGGACACUCCGUUCCAAUAAAAUGCUCCAGCUGUUAGAGGAACACGCUGAUGCAUUUGAACCCAUGUGUUUUUAUUUGAAAGAUAAUACUUGAUACAGAUCCAGUUUGUCGCAGUGAUAUUUAAAUGUUUUUAUUUACAAAUCAAAGACUGAAUGUAAUUGCAAAUAUUCUCAGAAUGGUUGAGACAUCACUGGUAACUGAAUUGACUGAUUAACAUGUUGUUUUUAAGGCACUUUAAUGUGUAUCUGACAAUAAAAUGAUUUUCUUGUA
This is a messenger RNA of Myxocyprinus asiaticus (Chinese sucker), 1168 nucleotides long. Its product is annotated as tRNA-uridine aminocarboxypropyltransferase 1-like. Gene Ontology annotation, cellular component: nucleus. Bases 192 to 857 code for a protein of 221 amino acids. The record is from RefSeq and is a predicted model, not a curated record. The transcript is spliced from 4 exons. NCBI's taxonomy places the organism in Eukaryota, Metazoa, Chordata, Actinopteri, Cypriniformes, Catostomidae. Gene Ontology annotation, biological process: tRNA modification. Gene Ontology annotation, molecular function: tRNA-uridine aminocarboxypropyltransferase activity.